Messenger RNA from Phyllostomus discolor (pale spear-nosed bat), 3037 nucleotides. RefSeq names its product cerebral endothelial cell adhesion molecule (gene CERCAM). The transcript is spliced from 13 exons. The coding region runs from base 737 to 2524 and encodes 595 amino acids. The record is from RefSeq and is a predicted model, not a curated record. Lineage: Eukaryota; Metazoa; Chordata; Mammalia; Chiroptera; Phyllostomidae.
UCCAGAGGGUCGAAGCAGUGCGGUGCCGGCGACAGAGGCGAGGGCGAGGACGAUGACGCGCGGAGGACACCGAGCUCGGACCGCAGCGGGAUGGCGCGCCCAGGUCAGGAGGACCCCUUCCGCGCCCCCAAGUCGGUCUUGCUUUCAGGCCCACGAGUCUCCUCGCGACUCUAUGAAGUUCCGUCUGGACACGCCAGAGGGCGCCCGGGGGACGGCGGCGGCGCCGGGGAACCCGGGCCCGGCCGCGAGGAUCAGUCCUGCCCCGCGGGGUGGGCGGCCGAGGUCCGAGGCCAGACGGAGGCCCUGAGAAUCCGGACUCUGGGGUGUCGGGCGCUCGGUGGAGCCGGUUUCCGGGGGCUGCACGCUCAAGGAUUUGGAGUGGAGCGUUCGCAGACGCCGGGACGGCUCGGAUGCCGUCACCCCACACUCUCCCCUCUGUCCCCCUCCCUCCUCCCGCGUGGAGCAGGGAGGGGGCUGCUCCCGGGUCGCGUCUGGGGCGGGUCUCCGGGCCCUGGCCCUCCCGUGCCUCUGGCCGAGGAGAGGACACUUGAAAACCACCGUAUAAGGCGGGGAAGUGGGAGACUACUUGGGGGGGGUACGCUCCCCCCACCCCACUCCGGGCCGCCUUGGCUCCACCCCGGCCCCGGGCCCCGCCCCGGCCCGGCCGCACCGCCCACUCCCCUCGGCUGGGCCCGGAGCCCCGGGGGCCGCCGCCGCCGCAGCCCGAGCGCCCGCCAUGCGCGCUGCCCCCGCCGCCCCGCUGCUCCAGCUGCUGCUCCUGCUGGGGCCGCCGCUCCAGGUCACCGGCGUUGCGGAGCCUCCGCCGCCCAUCGUGGUCAUUGCCAUCCUGGCCCGCAAUGCCGAGCACUCGCUGCCCCACUACCUGGGUGCUCUGGAGCGGCUGGACUACCCCCGGGCCCGGCUGGCCCUCUGGUGUGCCACGGACCACAACGUGGACAACACCACAGAGAUGCUGCAGGAGUGGCUGGCCGCCGUGGGCAGUGACUAUGCGGCCGUGUUCUGGAGGCCCGAGGGGGAGCCCAGGCCCUACCCGGACGAAGAGGGCCCCAAGCACUGGACCAGAGAAAGGCACCAGUUCCUGAUGGAGCUGAAGCAGGAAGCCUUGGCCUUCGCCAGGGGCUUGGGGGCCGACUACAUCCUGUUCGCAGACACAGACAACAUCCUGACCAACAACCAGACGCUGCGGCUUCUGAUGGAGCGGGGGCUGCCUGUGGCGGCCCCGAUGCUGGACUCGCAGACCUACUACUCCAACUUCUGGUGCGGGAUCACGCCGCAGGGUUACUACCGCCGCACGGCCGAGUACUUCCCUACCAAGAACCGCCAGCGCCGGGGCUGCUUCCGGGUCCCCAUGGUCCACUCCACCUUCCUGGUGUCCCUGCGGGCGGAGGGGGCGGCCCAGCUCGCCUUCUACCCCCCUCACCCCAGCUACACCUGGCCCUUUGAUGACAUCAUCGUCUUUGCCUACUCCUGCCAGGCCGCUGGGGUCUCGGUGCACGUGUGCAACGAGCAGCGCUACGGGUACAUGAACGUGCCGGUGAAAUCCCACCAGGACCUGGCGGACGAGAGGGUCAACUUCAUCCACCUGGUCCUGGAGGCGCUGGUGGACGGCCCCCCGAUGCGGGCGUCGGCUCACGUGUCCCGGCCCCCAAAGAGUCCCACCAAGAUGGGGUUUGAUGAGAUCUUUGUCAUCAGCCUGGCCCGCAGGCCCGACCGCCGGGAGCGCAUGCUGAGCUCGCUCUGGGAGAUGGAGAUCUCUGGGCGCGUGGUGGACGCCGUGGAUGGCCGGACCCUCAACAGCAGUGUCAUGAGGAGCCUCGGUGUGGAAUUGCUCCCUGGCUACCGGGACCCCUACUCGGGCCGCACGCUGACCAAGGGCGAGGUGGGCUGCUUCCUGAGCCACCACUCCAUCUGGGAGGAGGUGGUCACCAGGGGCCUGGCCCAGGUCAUGGUGUUCGAGGACGACGUGCGAUUUCAGAGCAACUUCAAGGGGCGUUUGGAGAGGCUGAUGGAGGAGGUGGAGGCCCAGAAACUUCCGUGGGACCUGAUCUACCUCGGCCGGAAGCAGGUGAACCCCGAGAAGGAGGUGGCCGUGCCGGGGCUGCCGGGCCUGGUGGUGGCCGGGUACUCCUACUGGACCCUGGCCUACGUCCUGAGCCUGGCUGGUGCCCGCAAGCUGCUGGCCUCCCGGCCCCUGCACCGGAUGCUGCCUGUGGACGAGUUCCUGCCUAUCAUGUUUGACCAGCACCCCAACGAGCAGUACAAAGCGCACUUUUGGCCUCGGGACCUGCGGGCCUUCUCUGCCCGGCCCCUGCUGGCCGAGCCCACUCACUUCGCGGGGGAUGCCGAGUGGCUCAGUGACACGGAGACCUCCUCACCCUGGGACGACGACAGUGGCCGCCUCAUCAGCUGGAGCGGCUCUCACAAGACCCUUCGAGACCCCCGCCUGGACCUGGCCAGCAGCAGUGGGCACGGCCUGCGUCCCCACCCCAGGGACGAGCUCUAGGUCCAGGCGGUGACUCCAGAGGAGAACCUAGGGGGAGGAGGCCGGAGCUGUCCAGGGAGCAGAGCUGACGGUUGGUGGCAGGAGACGCCACCAGGAACCCCAGAGCCAUGGGAGACCUGGCUGCCGCCUCAGGCAUGGCCACUGUGCGCUCUGGUGCCACCUCUUGGUGGUAGAAACCAGAGAUGCGUCCCCUUCCUCCAUCUCCUCGUGGAAGCCCAAGGCUGGCUGGCCUUCUCCCCGGCCGGCCCGCCCACCUCACAGCCCGGCACGGGGGAAGGAGGGAGGCUCAGGCUGGGCCCUGCCCUCCCUGAGGACCCAGCUGCUGGGGCCCCUCCACCCCCUUCUACCUCCACCUCAGCCCACCCCCCGACCCCCGGCUCAAAGCCCGGGUCUCCCCUGCCAGGGCCCACGCCUUCCCUGGCCAGCGGGAAACACAAGGAGGUGGGCGGAGGACCGAGCGCCCAGUAGGUCCUCAAUAAAAUCCAGCUGGUGUUUGCACUUUAUAUUUUUUAA